AUGAUGCAUCGCGGCGGUGGACAUGCGCACAAAGCUAUCGUACAACCUAUUGUAAGCAAUAUUUUUUUACUAAUAGUAACUUAUUCUUCAGAGCGUCCUUUUCAGUUUUAUGCAAAAGGUGAGCGUCGACAUUUUUAAGCUUACUGUUUUUCCAGAAAAGUCGCGUUCAAGUUUGGCUUUAUGAGCAAUGUAACCUUCGCAUAGAAGGUCGGAUAGUCGGUUUUGAUGAAUACAUGAAUUUGGUGCUUGUCGAGGCUUGUGAGCGCCACAUGAAAUCUGGAGCAAAGCGGUUCAUUGGUAAGAGCAGUCGCUAACUUUAUACUCUUCUUGAAGGACGCAUUCUUCUAAAGGGCGAAACAAUUACUGUUGUACAGAAAAUUCCGCAAUAA
Messenger RNA from Spirometra erinaceieuropaei, 389 nucleotides. The record is from the annotation of a GenBank genome assembly. NCBI's taxonomy places the organism in Eukaryota, Metazoa, Platyhelminthes, Cestoda, Diphyllobothriidea, Diphyllobothriidae.